AUGUCUCUGGCUUCCCAAUUCCAUCAUGCCCUUCGCGUUCUGGGCUUGGAAUACGGAUCAGCUCUUCUGUUAUUGUUGAUCCCGAUCUUUUCCCUGUUAAUCUAUAUCCUGGUCAACGAAUUUGUUCGUUAUUCUACUCGUAUUCCGAACCUACCAGGUCCCCGAGGCUACCCAUUGCUUGGAAGCCUUCCAUCACUGCGUGGCAAAAUCCCAGCCGAAGAAUACCGUCAGUGGGCGAAACGCUAUGGUGAUGUUUUCCAGCUCCAAUUGGGGAAUACGACAACUGUUGUCGUCAAUAGCGCUGCUGCGGCCAGAGAUUUCUUCAUCUCGCAACGCAACGCAACAAACGGCCGUCCUCGUUUCUAUGUUUUGCAUAGCAAAGUCCAGAAAGGGAACGCUGUGACUAGCAUUGGAACAAGCGAAUGGGACCACAGCUGCAAAAGGCGACGGAAGGUUGCCGCUACAGCACUCAACAAAACAAGCGUCGAGAGCUACUUACCAGUAUGACAAUCCUGUACAAGCCAUUGAUAGAGAAAGCGGACACUGGACUGAUAUUGAUAGAUUUUGAACCUUGAAUCUCGAGCAUUUCUCAACGACCUGCUUGCGGCCUCGAAAGGAGGAACUCAGACUUCCACCAACGUCCUUGAUAUAUGCCAGAAGUUUGCUUUGAAUCUUAGUUUGACUCUAAGCUAUGGUACACGGUAUGUUUUGUUAGCUAACUUCCUGAAAGUAUGUUGCUAAUGCUAGAAAAGUGCCGAGGAUGUCAAAGAUUUGCAUAACAACAUUCUUCUCUCCGAAAUUCUAUAUAUCGAGGAAAUGAUUACUAAAUAUCGCGACGUUUCUGGGAACUACCUAAACUACAUCCCAUUGUUGCGCCCUUUUAGUUCCGCAGCCGAGUUCCUUGGGUUUUCCAAGGGAGAAAAAAUAAUGGCCGAUAUUGGAAAGCGGCGUUAUGCUUAUCAUGCUCUCUUGCAAAAGAAUUUGCGAGGAGAAAUUGAUUUGGGGGUUGAUAAACCAUGGUGAGUAUCGCCAUGUAACUAGUAACGAAUGAUCUCGCUGACAAGUUGACAAAGUAUCCAGGGAAAUGUCCUGAAAGAUCCCGAUAGUAAGGGGUUGACAGAGGGAGAGCUCUUGAGUAUCAGCAUGAGCAUGAUGGCCGGUUCAGAUACCACGAAACGCUCCCUGCUCUGGGGCUUGCAGUUGCUAGCAAACAGGCAAGACAUCCAACAGAAAGCGUAUCAUUCAAUCAUCGACGCCGGAGACAACAUCGCGUUAGCACCUGACGUCGCACACACUCGGAUUGAUUACAUAGACGCCCUGACUAAAGAAAUCGGGCGAUACUUUGUGGUUUUGCGACUUGCCCUGCCAAAAGCUACUCAUGGACAUGUCAACUGGAGCGGCGCCAGUAUUCCACCCAAAACUCUUCUGUUUUUGAACACAUGGGCCUGUUCUCGAGGUAAGAGCACAAGAUUAUGGGCAAGAGCACAGUUAGGCUGACUGGAACUUUGAAGAUACGGACGUAUUUGCGGACGCAGACGUCUUCGAUCCCGAGAGGUGGCUCGAGGGUGAGGAUGUUCAUCGGCAUCAAUUUGCCUUCGGUAUGGGUGGUCGGAUGUGUGUGGCAAGCCAUGUUGCAUCCAAGGCUCUCUACACCGUAUUCCUCCACCUCGUGGCACAUUUUCGCGUCUUACCUGCUGGUGAUGUGUGUAACCCAACUACAUGGGAUCCGUUGGAAGGAUUGUUGUCCAAGGGAAAUCACCAGGCUGCCCCAGCAUUCACGCAUGUCAGAUUGGUACCAAGGAACUUGGAGACAACGAAGAAAAUGCUCUCGGUGAAGUCAUAGAAUUCUGAACAUAUCUUUUAUCGUAUUAAUCACUGUCCAAGUCGUCCUUGUUGUCUACUUAACGCGUGGCUAAUGCAAUUUCCGAGCUUAUGUUCAAUGUCCUGCAGGUUGUAAGAUUGCGGGUAUUUCAGUAAAUUUUCGUGCCACUUUCGUGGAAUGGGUGUGACGACCAGUGGUUGCAAGCGAAGUGAACUUUUGGAAAAAAGGAUCCAAUAGGAUCGAGUUUCUGAGACAGUGUCCCAGGUAUAUUGAUUCAUGUUCGGGGGCCGCUUGAUUACCACUGGGGUGAAAUAAUCGUUAGAUCUCACGUCAAAAGACGGUUGACACUGUUUCUUGGCAAUUGUAAAUUUUCUCUCUCUCAAAAGAAGAAGACCACUCACGACUGCUCUGCUGGUUGUUGCAUUUGGAACAAGUUUAGGUACACGGAUGUAUCAUGACGCGUAGGUGCUAUGCUACGUUCUGGCAUUCUUCCUAGAGGCAAUCAAUGCACGCAAGGCUGCAGUACCACCACAAAACAGGGAAAGAAAAGAACUUUGGAAAUCCCUAGGUUGGGGGCGUGGUGCGGCUGAGCACGGCUUUUGCAUGCAGGCCGCAAGGGAUAGCAUCCGCCGGCAGACACUUCAUAACCCCCCUAACUUCGGUCUUGUUCCUUGAAAUCAUUCUUCGUUUCCUCUCAUGGAUUUUCCAGCAAUGUGGUCUAAAAUCCUGCCGCUCUUUUGUCUCCUCUGUGGCCUUGUGGCCGCCGAUGGUGGCCCGCUGUAUCGGCGGCGGGCAUAUCACUCCAGUCCGGCAUCCCUUCCUAGUUUUUCCAUACCAGUGAGCUAAUUCUAUGCAGUCGCGGUCCUGGGUGAUUACCUUUUUGUUGAUGGCGGGGAGAUUUCGGAAUAUAUCGAUGGUGUAAAGGAUGAGGGGAGGAACAUUUCCGAGGCUGGUAUAUCAUCCAAGGUCCUAUGUUUUGGUCUGAGUGCAAGCUGACAACAAUAGUGAAAAACACAACAUUAAUCCCGUUGAACUCGAAAUGGACGCCUAGUACUGUACACAACCUUUACCGAUAUGUCGAAUACCCUGAUGAAAUUCAGCCAUCCCGAGACUUUAUCCUCUGGACGAACCCAGACAAGAACAAAAUGUAUAGAUGGGCGGGAACACCAGCCCGCGGUUAUUCGAUACAAGACAGAAUAUACAAUAGCAUGGGGGUGUUAGUAGACGCUGGGAAGGAGGGCAUGCAAUGGAAGACCACUCCAGCAAAUGAGCAACAGCACCCUCCUGGGGUAGAUGGGGCACCGACGUCCUGUGAUGGCCUAGGCCUCUAUUUCAGCGGCUACACUACCAAGACUACAAUUAACGACAAAACCAAAAACGGUAUUAUAUUCGAGGGGAUGUUGACAUAUAACAUGACAGACUCUACGUGGGGAAGAAGCCAGAACACAACCUUGGAUCUAGACAGUCGAAGAAAUGAGAUGGGAGAAGCGAUAUGCAUCGAAGGACUACUUGAUAGCCCCUUGGCGCUGAUGCUUGGUGGCUCCUGGAAAAACGAGACCGACAUCGCUCAGUGGAACAACUUCACUCACGUCACUUUGUACGACCCUCACAGUCAAACGUGGUAUGAUCAGCAAACAACAGGUGCCGAACCAGUGCCGCGCGAUUAUUUCUGUGCGGUUGGAGCAAAAAGUCAGAGUGGGACGUACGAAAUGUAAGUCUUGACUUCAUCCAAACCUCCAAUGCAUCACGUUGAUGGUGGCCGGUGACGGACGUUUUUUAACGCGACUUAAAUAAAUUGCUAAUGUUUAUUCUCCCAGCUUUAUCUUUGGAGGCAAUGGCCCACCUUCCGGGGUUCAGAAGUUGUGUAUCCUCUCUCUCCCUGGAUUUUACUGGUUCUGUCCGAAGGAGCUUGGAUUCGACUCAGAUAUACGGACGCGUCAUAGAUGCGCCCGUAUAGGAAAUCGACAGAUGGUAUCAGUGGGUGGGCUUGGGUAUUGGUUGGUAACAAACAAGACCUGGCAGUCGCCAGAUACAUGGCCCAAUGCCAUCGGCAUAUUCGACCUCACUGAGCUGAAGUGGAAGGAGGAGUAUGACCCUGACGCCCAGCCUUACGAAUCACCACAAAUUGUCCAAGAGUGGUACGCUAAAAAGUGAGUAUUCUUUUGCCUCUAAGAUGUUAUGUGCGUCUCACAGUUUCAGGGAUCGUCAACCAGUGGCUUGGGCCAGCUCCCAACUGGAAGCCUUAUUCAACAAAAGUGAGUAAUGCGUCUUGCCAUGUCAGUUUGCGAAUGGAUGGCUGAUCACCCAAGACUCGAGCACGGACACUACUCAAACCAUGGCCGCUCCUACGAUGACAGACUCGCCAAAAAAUGAUUCGGAUACUAAUAAAUCACGCAGUAUUGGACCCAUCGUGGGAGGUGUCGUUGGAGGCGUGGUAUUCCUGGCAUUACUAGUCGCCGGUUUGUGGUUCCUCAAACGCCGCCGCGCUCCAGAAAAUCUCCCCGUGCCCACAAACAACCAGCAGCAUGAGCAAUAUGAGACUAAGCCUGACUACCAGCUUGGAGGCCAUCUAAAGCCUUCUGAGGGUGAGCUUGACGGGACAAUGCGGUCAGAGCUUGGAUCCGGGAUGACAAGCCCUCUCUCUGAGCCUUACACGCCACAGCCUGAGCUUGAGGUACCAGCUCCACUUGAGCUUGAGGGAUCCUUGUCAAACACAGCUGCCACCAGGACUGA
Clonostachys byssicola is the source of this 4555-nucleotide messenger RNA. NCBI's taxonomy places the organism in Eukaryota, Fungi, Ascomycota, Sordariomycetes, Hypocreales, Bionectriaceae. The record is from the annotation of a GenBank genome assembly.